Messenger RNA from Puma concolor (puma), 1089 nucleotides. RefSeq names its product olfactory receptor 8K3-like. Gene Ontology annotation, molecular function: G protein-coupled receptor activity; olfactory receptor activity. Gene Ontology annotation, cellular component: membrane. Lineage: Eukaryota; Metazoa; Chordata; Mammalia; Carnivora; Felidae. Gene Ontology annotation, biological process: G protein-coupled receptor signaling pathway. The record is from RefSeq and is a predicted model, not a curated record.
AUGGAAACACAUAAUCUAACAAUGAUCAAUGAAUUCAUUCUCAUGGGAAUCACAGACCGUCCUGAGCUGCAGGCUCCAUUAUUUGGGCUCUUCCUCAUCAUCUAUAUGAUCUCAGUGGUGGGCAACCUGGGCAUGAUCAUCCUCACCCAGGUGGACUCCAGGCUACAAACACCCAUGUACUUCUUCCUCAGACACCUGGCUCUCACCGAUCUGGGUUAUUCAACAACUGUAGGACCCAAAAUGCUGGUCAAUUUUGUUGUGGAUCAAAAUACAAUCUCCUAUGAUUUUUGUGCUAUACAGCUCACUUUCUUUCUUGUGUUCAUUGUUAGUGAACUUUUUAUUCUAACAGCAAUGUCCUACGACCGCUAUGUGGCCAUCUGUCACCCUCUGCGCUAUCCAGUCAUCAUGUCACAAAGGGUGUGUCAGGUGCUGGUGGCCAUCCUCUAUCUCUACAGCACAUUUGUGUCUCUUAUAGUCACCAUAAAGAUUUUUAGUUCGUCCUUCUGUGGCUACAAUGUCAUUAGUCAUUUCUACUGUGACAGUCUCCCCUUGAUAUCUUUGCUUUGCUCAAAUACACAUGAAACUGAAAUGAUUAUUCUGAUUUUAGCCGGUUUUGAUUUGAUUUCAUCCCUUUUGAUAGUUAUUGUGUCUUACCUCCUGAUCCUUGUAGCCAUCGUCAGGAUGAACUCAGCUGAGGGUAGACACAAGGCUUUUUCUACCUGCGGGUCCCACCUGACAGUGGCCACAGUGUUUUAUGGGACUCUGAUAUUUAUGUAUGUGCAACCCGAGUCCAGUCAUUCCUUUGACACUGAUAAAGUGGCUUCCAUAUUUUACACCCUUGUUAUCCCCAUGUUGAAUCCCUUGAUCUAUAGCUUGAGGAACAAGGAUGUAAAAUAUGCAGGACAAAGGAUGUGGAAAAAAAUAUCCCUCCUACUGUUCUCUUUAUGUUGCAAUCCACGCAGCAGCAAUGGCCAGCCUAACUCUGUUGAUGCUGGUGGCAAGAAAUUUCUAACAGCAGAGAGGAGUCCUGCAAUUCAACUCAAUAUUGACUCCCUCUACCCAGAGAUAGUGUCAGAUCCUCCGGGUUAA